AACUGUGUAAACCCUUCACCUCCUCCCCCUCACCUUUCUUCUUUCUCACUCACCUCACACACAAACACAAUGGAGGAACUACAUUUCGUUCUAACAUUCUCUCUCUUACUUCUCCAUUCCUCUCUCCUCAGUGCUUCUCCAAACCCAGAAAUGCAUCCUCUUUUGGACUUCAAAACUUCCUCAGAUACAUCCAACAAGCUCACCACCUGGAACUCCUCCACAGACCCAUGUUCAUGGUACGGUGUCUCUUGCCUCCAAAACAGAGUCUCUCGACUCGUCCUCGAGGGCUUAGACCUUCAUGGCUCUUUCGGACCCUUAACCUCCUUGACCCAUCUCCGAGUUCUGAGUCUCAAGCACAACCGCCUCUCUGGUCCCAUCCCAAAUCUCUCCAACCUUACCGCACUGAAACUAAUUUUUCUGAGCUACAAUGAAUUUUCCGGCGAGUUUCCGUCGUCCGUACAGUCUCUUUUCCGGCUGUACCGUCUUGAUCUGUCGUACAAUAAUAUCUCCGGCGAGGUUCCGCCGGCGGUGAACAGGUUGACUCACCUUCUCACUCUCCGCCUCGAAGAAAACAGUUUUGCAGGUCCGAUUUCGGAGCUCAAUCUCCCCAAUCUGCAAGACUUCAAUGUCUCCGGCAAUAGACUCACUGGCGUUAUACCCACUUCCCUCUCGGGUUUCCCCGAAUCUUCAUUUGCUAACAACCUUGUUCUUUGUGGCCCUCCGUUGUCGAACUGCUCGAAGUUCUCUAGCGAUCCCACUCGACCCGGUUCAUCAGGAGCCAUAGCCUCUCCGGUAAACCCCGGGCCUAAUCCCACUAUAGUGACUUCCUCGCCAAGCUCAAUUCCGGCCAAUACACCGCCGACCAAAUCGGAAAAUUAUCACCACUCUGGCAAUGGCCACAUUAGUUCACUUGCCAUCGUCGCCAUAAUAAUUGGCGAUGUUCUGGUCUUAGCCAUAAUCUCUCUCCUGCUGUACUGCUGUUUCUGCAGAAACAGAGCCAAUAAAUUGUCCCACAAAAAUGGGUCUCAAAUCCUUGAAGGAGAAAAAAUAGUGUACUCCUCAAGCCCAUAUCAAGCUGCACAGACCGGGUUUGAAAGGGGGAAAAUGGUGUUUUUUGAGGGAGCCAAGAGGUUUGAGUUGGAGGAUUUGCUCAGAGCAUCAGCAGAAAUGCUGGGUAAAGGAGGGUUUGGGACAGCAUACAAGGCUAUACUUGAUGAUGGGAAUGUGGUGGCGGUGAAGAGGUUGAAGGAGGCUAAUGUUGGUGGGAGGAGAGAGUUUGAGCAGCACAUGGAGGUGUUGGGAAGGUUGAGGCACCCAAAUUUGGUUAGCUUGAAGGCUUAUUAUUUUGCCAGGGAUGAGAAGUUGCUGGUCUAUGAUUACAUGCCUAAUGGGAACUUGUUUUGGCUACUUCAUGAACUUCAUUUGUCAUAUGUAUCAUUAGAGGGAAAGUUUCCGUCGUCCGUACAGUCUCUUUUCCGGCUGUACCGUCUUGAUCUGUCGUACAAUAAUAUCUCCGGCGAGGUUCCGCCGGCGGUGAACAGGUUGACUCACCUUCUCACUCUCCGCCUCGAAGAAAACAGUUUUGCAGGUCCGAUUUCGGAGCUCAAUCUCCCCAAUCUGCAAGACUUCAAUGUCUCCGGCAAUAGACUCACUGGCGUUAUACCCACUUCCCUCUCGGGUUUCCCCGAAUCUUCAUUUGCUAACAACCUUGUUCUUUGUGGCCCUCCGUUGUCGAACUGCUCGAAGUUCUCUAGCGAUCCCACUCGACCCGGUUCAUCAGGAGCCAUAGCCUCUCCGGUAAACCCCGGGCCUAAUCCCACUAUAGUGACUUCCUCGCCAAGCUCAAUUCCGGCCAAUACACCGCCGACCAAAUCGGAAAAUUAUCACCACUCUGGCAAUGGCCACAUUAGUUCACUUGCCAUCGUCGCCAUAAUAAUUGGCGAUGUUCUGGUCUUAGCCAUAAUCUCUCUCCUGCUGUACUGCUGUUUCUGCAGAAACAGAGCCAAUAAAUUGUCCCACAAAAAUGGGUCUCAAAUCCUUGAAGGAGAAAAAAUAGUGUACUCCUCAAGCCCAUAUCAAGCUGCACAGACCGGGUUUGAAAGGGGGAAAAUGGUGUUUUUUGAGGGAGCCAAGAGGUUUGAGUUGGAGGAUUUGCUCAGAGCAUCAGCAGAAAUGCUGGGUAAAGGAGGGUUUGGGACAGCAUACAAGGCUAUACUUGAUGAUGGGAAUGUGGUGGCGGUGAAGAGGUUGAAGGAGGCUAAUGUUGGUGGGAGGAGAGAGUUUGAGCAGCACAUGGAGGUGUUGGGAAGGUUGAGGCACCCAAAUUUGGUUAGCUUGAAGGCUUAUUAUUUUGCCAGGGAUGAGAAGUUGCUGGUCUAUGAUUACAUGCCUAAUGGGAACUUGUUUUGGCUACUUCAUGGGAAUCGAGGACCGGGGCGAACCCCACUAGACUGGACCACAAGACUCAAGAUUGCUGCUGGUUCAGCUCGAGGACUAGCCUUCCUUCACAAUUCAUGCAAGUCACUUAGACUCAUUCAUGGCAACAUCAAAUCCACUAACCUCCUCAUUGACAAGGCUGGCAAUGCCCGAGUCUCCGACUUUGGCCUCUCAGUCUUCUCAGCACCAAGCUCAGUCCCAAGAGCCAAUGGUUACCGUGCCCCUGAAGCUGUAUUAGACAGUCGAAAAAAUACCCAGAAAUCUGAUGUGUACUCCUUCGGGGUCCUAUUGCUGGAGUUGCUAACAGGUAAAUGUCCAUCUGUGGUUGACAAUGGUGGUCUCGGCACAGGCUAUGGCGGGGUUGUGGAUUUGCCGAGGUGGGUUCAAUCAGUCGUGAGAGAAGAAUGGACAGCUGAGGUGUUUGAUUUGGAACUGAUGAGGUAUAAGGAUAUUGAGGAAGAAAUGGUGGGUUUAUUGCAAAUAGGAAUGGCUUGUACUGCAGCUUCACCAGACCAACGGCCAAAGAUGAGUUACGUCGUGAAAAUGAUCGAGGAGAUACGAGGAGUCGAGGUGUCACCAUCACAUGACUCGGUAUCUGAUUCGCCUUCUGUAUCCGAAGAUACAUGCGGAGCAGCAAGCCAAUGAUCAUGACAAUAUUGAAACUUCAGCAGGAGCAAGUUUUUGGCCAAACCGCUCUGUUAGUUUCACAAAAAUUAGUUUUUUUGGGACAAGUUUUCUCCUUGGUUGGCCAAUUAGUUAUGCAGCUUGUGCUUGCAUGUUUUAUAACAACCGUUGUCAGAUAAUUAAUUCCGUUUUUCUACCGGUAUGCAU
Molecule: messenger RNA, 3267 nt
Organism: Ilex paraguariensis (yerba mate)
Lineage: Eukaryota; Viridiplantae; Streptophyta; Magnoliopsida; Aquifoliales; Aquifoliaceae
Source: the annotation of a GenBank genome assembly